AUGGGGAACUUCGGACAGAACCCUGUGAGCUUUGCGCAGUCAGCGCGUAUGGCGGAGAGCCGUGUGCCGUGGACCAUCUACACGAACCUGCGAUCUCUAUACAGAAUCAUUCUCGGAGAUACCACUACCAUCAAGACUUACUCACAAGACUGGGUGGAGGCUACAAUCGGUCUGACUGUCUGGUGGGAUGGCGAGGAUGACGAUGCUACUGGCGGAAUCGAUUUCGGCGCCAGCGCCAACAGCAUGGACUUUGCACGAUCGCGCGGGUCCCGGAUGAAGUUGCGAGCUGUUGAUCGCAACAUGCGAGAUGCGUACCUUGCCCGUUUGGAUUUGGCCUUCGGUAGCGCUACCAGUGAGCCGUCCGACGACGCCGGCUUCCGCGUGAACACGAUGAACGGCCUGGAAGUUGGCCUGGCUUCGGUUUUUGAGGGUAAUGUCAACGGUGUGAUUGAACUAUUGCAAUCCUGGUCGCAGUGCGUUGCUGCGGCUGUCACCGAGGUUGCUAGCCUUGGAGGCUGGUUAGAAGCUGGCUCUAAGAAGAUGCCUGGUCUCAGCGAUAAUGACCUGAUGGUCCUCUCAUACGGACAGAAUGGCCCCCCGUCGCGUGGACUCAACAGAGAUGACAUUCUCAAAAGUUAUGCCUUCGGUCUGUUUGACCGUGGCUCUAUCGAGAAUGAGAGCGGCACCCGCGAAGGCUGGGAGAUGGCACUGGAAGUGCUGAGCCGAGUACAGAAUGCGGAUGCGAUGAAAAAGGCCGUCUCGGAGAUUGUCGACAAGUUGCCACUGGAGAACACCGCCCAGCUGGAUAAGUUGGUGGUCCUAUGCUCUGACCUUGGAUUAGAAGAUCAGGGCCGUAAAGUCUCAGAGCGAUACGGCGACAUGACAACGGAGAAAACCGACAAAUUCGGCCUGGCACUCGUGUGCUACGCCCGCGCUCAAAACAGAAGAAAGGUCAAAUCCGUCGUCGACCUGCUGAUCUCAUACUCUCUCGUCCAAUCGCGCGCCUACCCAGCCACAGCCGAUCUAGACCCAGAGCUACGCUCCAUGAUCAAGGACCCCAAGGCGUGCCUGUCAUCCAUUGCCUCGGUCGACGAAGAAGCCGCCCGCAUUCUCCAAUUUUACCUUAGCGGCUACGCCACACUGCGCCGCUUCUACGAGAUCCGCGACGAAGCCUGCUCCCUGGCCGAUGGUCAGCGGCCCCGAUUCAAACCCCUCGCUAGACGUCGUGCGGCGGCCAAGGCUUUAACUGCUGUCAUUAGUAGUGCUGCUGAUAAUAUUUAUGGCGGAUUGUACGACCCGAGUCGGGAUUCCGCUGUGCAAGUUGAUGGCCUGCUUGCGCUGUUGGGCGAGGCAUUGGUUUUUGUUAAUCAACAAUCACCAAUCCUCACAGUCCAAGAACAAUUCACAAUCCUUUCCGCGAUCGAAGAUCUAGAAACAAUAACCCCGCGCGUCUUCGCCCAAUGCGAAGAAUGUUUCCGCUCAACUCUCCUCUCCGCCACAGACUCUGCCUCUACCUCUGGCAUAAAUGCCAACGCGAUCCUCAAGAAAUCAGUCUCCUCCCUCUCAGCUUCGACAUUCUCCCUAAUCGGUUCCUCGGAUCUUCUCCCUUCUACUUCUGCCGCUACGUCUUCAGGCGUCCUGGUUCCACCGCCUGGCUCUGAGAGUCAGCGCGGUUGGGAUUGGAGGGUUGGGUUGCAGGUUGAUACGUGUGGACGGGAUGUGCUGUCUUUGUUGAGGGUUGGUCUUGCGAGGGGGUUGAGUUUUGGGGCUUUGGGGCGUGUUUAG
Molecule: messenger RNA, 1785 nt
Organism: Penicillium cosmopolitanum
Lineage: Eukaryota; Fungi; Ascomycota; Eurotiomycetes; Eurotiales; Aspergillaceae
Exons: 3
Coding region: 1-1785 (594 amino acids)
Biological process (GO): positive regulation of DNA-templated transcription; mRNA export from nucleus; protein import into nucleus
Cellular component (GO): nuclear pore outer ring
Molecular function (GO): structural constituent of nuclear pore
Source: RefSeq, a predicted model, not a curated record